Molecule: messenger RNA, 660 nt
Organism: Andrographis paniculata
Lineage: Eukaryota; Viridiplantae; Streptophyta; Magnoliopsida; Lamiales; Acanthaceae
Product: transcription factor CSA-like
Exons: 3
Coding region: 1-660 (219 amino acids)
Biological process (GO): regulation of DNA-templated transcription
Cellular component (GO): nucleus
Molecular function (GO): DNA-binding transcription factor activity, RNA polymerase II-specific; RNA polymerase II cis-regulatory region sequence-specific DNA binding
Source: RefSeq, a predicted model, not a curated record
AUGCCGACCUCUGCAACCAAUGCCCGAGCUGCCAACAGGAGGUCCCAAAGGCGGACCAGGAAAUGGCAUUGGACACAUGACGAGGAUAACCUCCUCACUUUACUCGUGCGAAGAAACGGCGCCGGGAAUUGGGAUCACAUUGCGCGUCAUUUCGAUGGAAGAUCAGGGAAGAGCUGCCGUGUAAGAUGGAUUAAUCAGUUGAACCCCAAGAUCAACAAGGCGCCGUUUUCCGAAUCUGACCAGCGAAGGCUCCUCGAACUUCAUGAAACCUACGGCAAUAAGUGGGCUACCAUCGCCACCUUUUUCCCGGGCCGGACCGAUAACCAGUUGAAGAAUCAAUACCAUGUGCUUUUGAGGGGACGUUUUUCUGCCCCGGCCGUGUCUUCCAGCCCUGUCCCUCCUCGCACCCCGCCUACAGGAGCGUACUACCGUGAUUUUGAAGUGCCGCUGUACAGCAACUAUUUCCCGUACAUCCCGGGACCCACCGAUCCGUUCUGGCAGUCCCCAAAUGGUGUCAACGCCGCCGUUUACUAUGAUGUGGGAAGCCAUGUCGAUCUGGGUGCUUCUUCUGCCGCCUCGGAGACGAGCGCCGUUAUCGAUCCUCCCCCUCCCCACCCUGCUGCGGAAGAGCAUCCGCUCAUCAACUUUCUCGGCGUCUGA